UGUUAGCCUACCAUCUCAAAUGCAGCAAAAUGAUGAGUCUACUUGAAAAGACCAUGGCCUCAAUAUGUAGACUUACACUUUAAUUUAUAUACGAUGUGAGGAGAACUGUCUCCGGAGGCACUCAGGCAGGCCUAGUUUUCGGCCAUUAGUUGAGGAUGGCGGGAACGACGGACGACAUAACGCCAUAUCCCAACGGCAACGAUGAUGAUAGGCUCCUAAAAAUGAUGCAGGUCAUCAUCACCAUACUCGCCAAUUACGCCUGGAUAGUUGCUGUCAUUUUCGGUAUACCAGGGAAUAUUCUGUCGGUGCUGAUAGCCACUAGAAAAAGAAACAGAGGUCUGUCCCCGUGUAUCUAUAUCACCGCAAUGGCAGUUGUUGAUACUGCGCUGCUGGUACAACUGGCCUGGCUUUCCCUGUUUUUCUCUGAUAUUGGAAAGACAUUUUUGACUGAUAGAGGUAUAAUAUUCAGAGUUGUUGUAUACACGAUGACUACCUUUGGGACCCAGUCAGGAUUCUUCCAAGCAGCUAUGUCAGUAGACCGCCUGAUAGCAGUAAGGUGGCCUAUGGCUGCACCUCGCCUCUGCAGUACGCCCAGAGCUAAGAAGAUCGUCAUUACGACAUUUUUGGCAACAGCAGUUUUUAACAUCAAAGACUUCUUUACCGUAAAGUAUGUUCUGGAUCAAGCUACAGGGGUUGAGUUUCUUGUAGUGUCAACACCAGGAGAUGACGAGCGUCUUAAAGUUUUGUUGGCAGGAGUAGAUAUUUUCGUUGGAAAUAUUUUGCCGUUUUCCAUCAUAUUCAGUUGUAACGUUAUCAUCGUAAUCACUAUUAAACAGGCGUCAAAACAGCGCCGUCUAAUGAAAUCAGGACUGGAUACAAAUGCCAAGGACACACAAUAUCUGACCCGGAUGUUGCUGUUGAUCAGCGCCGCUUAUAUGGUGACGUCACUUCCUUAUAGAUGGUAUGAGUUUAUGAUAGGUAUACCAGGCGUGGCAUCUUAUUAUGAUCUUACCAAGCCAUAUUGGAGCCUUCGACAUACACUGGAAUUAUGGGCCGUUUAUGAUUUGUGGUGUUGUAAUUAUGCUGUUAAUUUCUACCUUUAUUGUCUUGGAGGUGGCAAGCGCUACAGGGAUGAUUUAAAACAGUUGUUUAAAAGAAAGCCUCAAUAA
Lineus longissimus is the source of this 1169-nucleotide messenger RNA. RefSeq names its product cysteinyl leukotriene receptor 1-like. Gene Ontology annotation, molecular function: G protein-coupled receptor activity. Gene Ontology annotation, cellular component: plasma membrane. Gene Ontology annotation, biological process: G protein-coupled receptor signaling pathway. The record is from RefSeq and is a predicted model, not a curated record. The transcript is spliced from 3 exons. The coding region runs from base 156 to 1169 and encodes 337 amino acids. NCBI's taxonomy places the organism in Eukaryota, Metazoa, Nemertea, Pilidiophora, Heteronemertea, Lineidae.